Messenger RNA from Striga asiatica, 366 nucleotides. The record is from the annotation of a GenBank genome assembly. Lineage: Eukaryota; Viridiplantae; Streptophyta; Magnoliopsida; Lamiales; Orobanchaceae.
AUGAGAUACGUUUUCUGUGGAUAUAUAGAUUUUGAUUCAAUAAAAUCCAGCCUCUUGAAUCCGCCCGUCAACACCACUGCCAAACCCUCCCUGCCACACCUCAUCCCUAAAAAUCUCCUCAGGAGGUCGACAAAAACCCUAGCCGCCGCCCCAUCCGAGCCCUCCAGCACAAUUGUAAGCUGCAGCUCUCCGACGAGACCCCCCCGCGUCGAGUUCAUCACCUCCGGCAAAGGCGGCAAGACCAGCACCACUGCCCAAAUUGGCCUCUCCCUCGCGCGCCUCGGCUUCUUUGUCGUCGCCAUUGACGCAGACAUCGGCCACCGCAACCUCGACCUCCUCCUUAGCCUCGAGAACCGCGUCAAAUAG